AAAAUAUAAAAUGUUAUGUAUUUUCUGGUCCUAAAAAAUUAUUAAAAGAAGCAAGAAAAAUUAAUGGAAUCGAUAGUUGGAUAACUUUGUGGGCUGAUGAUUUUGUAUUUAAAAUUGAUAUUAAAAUUAACUUAAAAUUACUUGAAUAUAAUAUUGAAAAUAAUGAAAGUAAUGAAGAGAUAGAAUUUGAGAUAAUAGAAGUUUCAGAAAAUAAAAAAUAG
Messenger RNA from Cetraspora pellucida, 221 nucleotides. The record is from the annotation of a GenBank genome assembly. Lineage: Eukaryota; Fungi; Glomeromycota; Glomeromycetes; Diversisporales; Gigasporaceae.